Messenger RNA from Mus musculus (house mouse), 6867 nucleotides. It is a transcript of the gene Zfp641, whose product is annotated as zinc finger protein 641. Gene Ontology annotation, biological process: regulation of DNA-templated transcription. The record is from RefSeq and is a predicted model, not a curated record. The transcript has 5 exons. NCBI's taxonomy places the organism in Eukaryota, Metazoa, Chordata, Mammalia, Rodentia, Muridae. Bases 2712 to 3980 code for a protein of 422 amino acids. Gene Ontology annotation, cellular component: nucleolus; nucleoplasm; nucleus.
CUUGUAGCCCAUGUCUCUUCAGGUCUGAAGGCAAUGCAGCAAGCAUCACUGCCCACUUCACACAGCACCAUCUUGUUGGAGCCAACGUGAAGGAAGGCAUCAUUAGAAGUCCACUGUCCAGUCGGGUUUGGCAGUCUGUCUGUCUGGAGGGUUAGUCCUAGGGGAGGGUUCCAACCCUCUUGAACUCCCACCCCCGCCCCCACCCUACCGCCAGGCGCCGUGGGAGGUCGCAGGCGGUGGGCGGGGCCCCGGGAGCAGCAAAGCCCGUGGGCUGUGGCGACAGGAGUGUGGGUCCAGCGGUCCUCUCCACCCGUGCCCGCCCCCGCCCGCACCACGGAGCCCCGGAAGCGGCGGGAUUUCCUGUGCCCGCCCCGCGCCGGCCCUGUCGCUUGUCGCUUGCUGUGCGGGCCGCGGGCUCGGCCGCGCCGGGCGGGAGGUAACGCCAAGGGGCCGAGCCGGGGUGAGUGAGGCUGGGGUGCGGGCGGGCGUGGAGGAGGGCACCAGCCUGGCCGUGGGAACAGUGGCGUCGGUGUCGCAUGCCUGGUCCCGCCGCUGUCACUUGCGUGGGCGUCCCCGCAGCACCUUUCUGUCACUUGGUAUAGCCCCUGCUCGCGGGAACCUGUUUUCUAGUCCCACUUAGCCAGUUCCCGAGUCUUCUGAAAUCUGACCCUCCCGGGGGUGCUGAGUCUGACUCAGAAGAAACCUUAUUCUGCUGUGGGCUCGGGGCCCAAGGUGCCACACCCGCGAUGGCAGGGCCACUGAGCCACUCUUCGUCCCUGUGCCCUUGGGCCACUCUUUGAUACUAAGGCCCUGUCUCUGUCCAAAAGAACUCGCUGAGAAAAAAAAAAAAAAAAAAACUUCAGCAGGUGCCCUGCCUCCCAGAUACAUAACCAGGCAAAAGAAAUGAAAGCCCAAGAACCCAGGCUCCAGCAGACUUGGGAUCAUCCUGAACUAGGGACAAGGAAAGAUAGAAGACAGGUUAAGGUGGGAGCCCAGGUGCUGGCCCUGCCAGGAGCACCCUAGGAAAUGCAGGCAGGUGACAGUGAUCCAUGCCAUCCUUUGCUCCCGGUUCCCCCUAACAUUUCCACAGGUUUUCUGUCAUCCAGCUGGCCCAGUGCGCUCUGCAGAAUCAGGCCAGGGUGUAUCCCUGAGGCCCCAAAGCCAUCUUUGAGCUUCAAUGAUGGAAGAGGAAUUUGUUCUUUCUGUACAUUGUAACUGGCCUGGGGUCUGCUGUAGCCUUUCCCAGCCUCCUGGGUUCCUGCAGAUGUUACUGGAUGAUCCUGUGAGCUAAAAUAGCCCUGGGAUUCUGUAUAUGAGUACCCUGUCACUGUCUUCAGGCACACCAGAAGAGGGCAUCGGACUCCAUUACAGACGGUUGAGCCACCAUGUGGUUGCUGGGAAUUGAACUCAGGACCUCUGGAAGAGCAGUCAGUGCUCUUAACCAUUGUGCCAUCUCUCCAGCCUGCCCCUGAAAUUCUGACUUGUUCUAGGGAGAUUAUUGGUCGCUCCGUCUACAUAGAAAGGGAAUAAAAAUGACAGACAUGGAUUGCCACGCAGUAAGUUGUUCCACAGUCAUUAUCAAAUGGGACCUGUCUUGCUCUAGGAUUGUUGUGGACUCUAGAAAACAAACAGAAACGAACAAAUACUAGCCUAAGUCUUUCCUGUGAUCAAAACCAUUUAUUCUGUUUGAUACAUAGACAUAUUUACAGGUGGCCUGACUGGCCGACCCUCUGUUGCUUAUCAAGCCCAAACUAUGUCUGUUGGUUUAGCUUUUCCAGAGGCUGGGUUUCCUGCCCUUUUCUUGAUUCGAAUCUCUUCCUGUGAACAAACACUGGCUUCCCCAUACCGUUCUUGAAGUUGGAUAUAUUCUUUGUAAGGCACUGUGACCGGUGCCUGUCACACACUUCAGCCCACAGGGAUGCUUAUUCCCUGUCACACUGUAUGAGUGACGCCACCUUCCAGCUUCCCAGGGUCUCUCCACAUGCUGAUCUUUCCAUGAUCUCCUUUAAACUUUGGCUCUGCACUGACCUGCAGUUCCAGCCCCCUGUCAAGGCUGCGUUGAGUGCUUACAGCUUGCUUUUAUAGCUGUCUACUUUACGGGUCUUUCUGCUGGGUUUUUAUCAGUUCUCAUUUCCUACAUAAGUGUGACAGAUCAUGGGUCCCUUCACUGAGACUUAAGGGAGGGCUAUCUGGUUCAGCUCGAGAGAGACAGCAGGUACUCACAGGUCACCCCCUGCCCCGGGUGGGACUUCUACAUCAGUUGGUGAAAAUGUAAUGUGAGGCAUAGAAUCUUCAGGUAUAACAGCAUCCAUCUUUGUUGAGUGGAUUCCUUCUUGUGUUCUCAACGACUUUGCUGCGCCUUGAGUGAUUUUGAUACAGUGGAAACCCUCUGGAUCUUCAGGAUUGGACUAAUUGUGUUUUAAAGUGAAGUUUCUUGCAGUCCUGGGUGAAGGUCUGUUGAUAGUGUGAGGCCUUCGAAAUAACAGGGACUUGACUGUGUGGCGCCUGUCAGUUCCUGAGCUCCUCCUGGAAAGCUUGGCUCACACCAUGUUUGGUAAGCUCAUCUUCCAUGGGGCUCCUUGGACCAUUUCCUGUCCUUAGCCUUAAGAGCUGUUCUCUGAAGCUUCCUUGGGCAUAUCAUCCUCAUCCAUGAUAGAAGAGUGCAUCACUUCCUGACUUGUUCCAGGUCACAGUGUGUGCUUGCUGCAGACAUGCUUUCGGAACAGGCUGUAGGCCUGGGCACGGGAUGGGAGCCAAUGAAUACACAGCUGGAUGCGGCAGAACUCCAGUCAGAAAGAGGGACCCGGGAAGAGGGCUCGUGGAGAACAGCACCAAGGCCGCUGGAGCACCUUCACUGUGGUCUUGAAGACGAGCCACUGUCCCUUCAGGAGAAGGCAACUUCUGUUCCCUGGGUUCCGGCCGUUCCCCAGGAGGGGAACACUGGAGACUGGGAAAUGGCAGCCGCACUUCUUGCAGCCGGAUCCCAGGGCCUAGUAACUAUCAAGGAUGUGUCCUUGUGCUUCUCUCAGGAGGAGUGGCGGAGCCUGGACCCCUCGCAGACAGACUUUUACGGAGAAUAUGUCAUGCAGGAAAACUGUGGGAUCGUCGUCUCUCUGAGGUUUCCCAUCCCCAAAUUGGACAUGCUUUCUCAACAAGAGGGAGGAGAAGACCAAUGGGCCCCUGACCCCCAGGAUGUAGAAGGAAGGGACAUCCUGAAGGUCACAUAUACAGGAGACGGAGGUGAACCCCAGGGUGAUACUCCUGAGCUACAGGUGGAACCUCCCAGAACAUUAUCCAGUGUGACUGAAGAUACUGCUCUCUGGAACCCAGGGCAGGGUCCAAGCUGGGAGUCCAUGCCCAGGAACUCCACAGGAAUGCUCCUAAGCCCACGCUUCCUUCAGGAGGACACCUUCUCUCGCCAUCUACACAGAACAGACACAGACUCUCUCUUAAAACCACACACGUGCCCUCAAUGUGGGAAACAGUUUGUGUGGGGCUCCCACCUUGCCCGACAUCAGCAAACCCACACUGGAGAGAGGCCCUACAGCUGCCUCAAGUGUGAGAAAAGCUUUGGGCGAAGGCACCACCUGAUCAGGCACCAGAAAACCCAUCUGCAUGACAAGCCAAGCAGGUGCUCUGAGUGCGGCAAGAGUUUCCGAUGCAGCUCGCACCUGGCCAGCCACCAGAGAGUGCACGCAGACAGCAAGUCCUGCAAGGGCCAAGACUUUGGAGAGAGUCCUGCGGCUCAGCACUGCGUGCCUCCCGUGCCAAAGUGCCAUGUGUGCACUGAAUGUGGGAAGAGCUUUGGCCGGAGGCACCACCUGGUGAGACACUGGCUGACCCACACCGGGGAGAAGCCCUUCCAUUGCCCUCGCUGUGAGAAGAGCUUUGGCCGCAAGCACCACCUAGAUAGGCACCUGCUGACCCACCAGGGACAGAGUCCUGGGAGCAGCUGGGACAGAAGGACAGCUGCCUUUUGAAAUCUGUCUCUUCUGUAGCCAUGGUCAUAUCUGUCAGCCGGUGCUACCAGCAGCCACUGCCAGAGCUGGCCCUCUCCUGUACCCUGAGGGCCAGAGUAUUUCUCACCAUUUCUGUGAGACAACGUGGGAAAACAGAGUUCUCUGGGCAAAAUUGUGGGAAAUGGUGCAAAGUAUGUAUGUGUGAGGCUAUUCAUGCUGAACCUACUCUCAAGGGAACCAGCAGUGAUAGCUGAGGUCCAUUCUCACUGGUUGGGGUCCAUGUGGUACCAGUUCCCAAGUAUUUACUCUACACAGAGAGAAAGUGAAAGCGGCUGUUAGUAUAUCAAGGGCUCUGAGAACCCCCACAGUCAAUUUCUAUUCAUGUAAUGUUUCCUAAAUUUGUUUGGCUCCAAGAUCUACAUCAAAUUCUACAGAAUGGGUGACUCCAUGAAGUACUGGGCUAAGAUGAAAGGAAGAAACAGGAAAGAGAUGGUGAUCAGGCAUUCGGAGCUUGAGAGCAAGGGGCCAGACACUCUCAUGUGGGUCUGCCUCCUCUCUUCCUCUUCUCUCUUCCCCUGUGAUCACAUGCCUCUCACUCCUCCCUCUGAAAAGUAUAGAGUGAGCUUUCACUCCCAGUUCAUAGUCCCUCAUCCUGUACACACACACACACACACACACACACACACACACGUUCAACAUGCACAUACCACACACAACCACAUGGAUGCAUAUGCACACACAUGCACACAUGCUACACACACACACACACACACACACACAGCUGAGAGAUCAGGUUACAGAGCUAAAGAGUGAACUUUGUUACCCAAGUAAUCAAGGCCCACACAGAAGGAAAAACUAUCCCCUUGAACAGAGCUUUCUCUUGUCUGUGUUUUUGUGUCCGUGUGUGUACGUGUGCAGGGUCUUUGAAGACAGCAUGCUCAGUGCGAAAUGUACAAGUUAGGUUUUCUAGGAACUGUGUUCUAGGGAUAAGGGUAGUGGGGACGGUAUGAGUUUUGGUUUUGUUUAAACGUAUUCUGAGUGGUACAGGGAGUCGUAGUGGGAUGGUGUAACAAUGGCUUGAGUUGUGUACAAAGUUUUCCUUGGUAUUCCUGGGAUGUAGACAGUUGUGGAUUUGUAUAUCUAGGUCUGAAUCCCUGGGAGGAAAUUCCCUUCCCCUACAGAGACGGAAAGGGACAGUGACUUGUUGUUGUUGUUGACCUCGAGCAAUGUGAUGGUGGUUCGUGCUGCGUGGGGUUCUGUCUUGUUUUGUUUCACGUGCUAAAACUAUCAGGACAGGGGUCACAGCCCUGGGAGUUACUCUUGUCAUCCUAGUUUGGCUUUCAUCAAAGGGAAGAAUGGUUGCUGAGCCUCUCAUUCUCCCAGGAAAAAGAACCGGAGGAGAAAAGGCUGUUGCUUACCUUGCCGACCUGAGGCUACUGAGCUUCCUGAAGGUGUUCCUGCUGCCUCUGGAAAGGGCUUCACACUUUGGCUCUUGCCUCUGAGGUUAGCGCCUGCACCAGGGUUCAGACAGAUGUCCCCAUGCCUGUCAGUUCACGAGUUUUCACUGUUUUUUUCUUUUUGGUGACUGUGUUAAUACACAUCUUACAACUUAACCUCUAUUUAAGAGAAGUUUGGAGUCAGGGAGGAACAGAAGCAAAGAAUGUAAGAGGGGGUGUCUUCAAGGCUCACGCACGGGCUGCUGCUUCUCCUUGAGAUAUUUAUUUCUCGAACACUGUUAGAAUUAGCCAGAGAAGACACAGGAGGAAGUGAUUUUCAGCGAUCUAGUUAAUGAGUGCUCUGCUUGAGAAAAGCUGGGUGAAUCAGAGAGAGCUCUUGGGCCCUUGGCUCGAGAGGAAUGGAAACAGAGUUAUUCUGCUGACUAGGCAUUUUGGUUAAAUUGAGCAGCCCAGCCUCCAACCUCUUUCUGCAGCUGCUCAGAACAGCCUCCCUUCUUGAGCUAGGAUGCAUUCUCUUGCUUGUGUUCUGAUGAAUCAAGCAAAAAAAAAAAAGGGGGGGGGCAACCUUGCAAGCAGGCCUUAGUCUCCGGGGAUUGGAGUCGUUCUAGAGUCAAUGUGAUGAGAAUGAGAAAACUCGCCCACUUUAAUACACAUAUUUACGAUAAAGUCAGCUCUGUGCAAAGCAAUCCCUUCGGAAUCCGGUAGAAACCAGGCAGAAAAGUAGACAUUUACAACUCACUCAUUUGCAUAUGCAUUGGACAAGUGGACUCAGAGCCUGCCCUUGGCAUCUCCAAAGGAGAGGAACAGUUGGUGGUGGUGUCUCUCUCACAUCCUUAAUCCCAGCUUCAGGGAGGCAGAGAGAGAUGGUUUCUGCGUUCUGGAUGAGCCAAGGCAAUGUAAUGAGAUCCUGUCUGAAAACAAAACAAAACAAAACAAACAAAACAUAAGGGAUGUAUCCUUCCUGACUGGUUGUUGUGUAGAUGACACUUGUAUCAAGAACUACAAGGCAAGAUUCAUCAAGUAUUUUAAGGAUUUAAAUACUAGAAGGCACCAGGAGAUGAGGACAGAGCCAGGCCUUCAAUGGCUAAGGCACGGCUUAGACUGACUGUGCCCUGUUCUUAGGGAACAUCAACGUGCUCAUGGCUCAGCUCACAAAGCCGGCUUUAAACGCUUGUGGGUGUUAAUGUUCCUACCUAUCAGACGAUACCUCUCAAUAACAGUGUAACCUCCAGCCUUUUAUCUGCUUUAGUAAUUGAGGGGAUAGAAAGUGGAGCCCCCAAAGGGUAGGUGCGGUUACAGCAUCCAACUGAAAGGCAGCACAGAGUUUAAGGGCUUUUUUUUUUCCCAAAAGGAACAGUCCUUUGGCUCAUUUCUGAUGUAACGUUAUCUUGUCUACCUCGGUCCAAUACAACGCCUUUGGACAAAUAAUAAAACGAGCAACGACCAUUAAA